This is a messenger RNA of Oryzias melastigma (Indian medaka), 194 nucleotides long. RefSeq names its product cytochrome c oxidase subunit 6B1. Gene Ontology annotation, cellular component: mitochondrion; respiratory chain complex IV. NCBI's taxonomy places the organism in Eukaryota, Metazoa, Chordata, Actinopteri, Beloniformes, Adrianichthyidae. The record is from RefSeq and is a predicted model, not a curated record.
CCCUGCGAGUGGUACCACCGAGUCUACAAGAGCCUCUGCCCCAUCUCCUGGGUUCAGAAAUGGGAUGAUCAGCUGGAGGCCGGAACUUUUCCCGGGAAGAUCUGAGCCGUUCGAGCGUUUCCCGUCUCCUGUCAUCCUCUCAAUGUGAAAAACUGUCAGAAGAAGCAGCUUAAAUAAAUGAACUGUACUGUGAA